UAAGUGUGGCUAUCUGACGGCGAGACCGAACCCCGAUCCUCUGACGCUCGGCCCGGAUAAGAUCCCUCGAGUGGACACCUACCGCUACCUCGGAUUUCCGGUACGGAGCACGGGGGUCGACUAGGCUACCUACCUCACCGCCCGCAUCGACGCCGCCCUCGGCCACGCCAAAUUCCUCACCCUCGCCUCGGAUGCAUGGGGUGUUACUCAUCGCCUCCGCGUGUACCGGCAAUACCUCGCGCCGAUGUUUGAGUAUGGUGGCCCGUUGAUCCAUGCCUAGUAUCAAUCCGACCCGGAUGCCCGGAAGCAAUGGGUGAAGCGGACGGCGGGGUGGAAGGACCUGAUCGGUUGGGUCGCCAGCGCACAUGGACGCUACCGAAUGACGGCGAAUCUCCUCGGCCUCGCCUACCUAGAGGACCGCUAUCUGCACCUCCAUACCGCAUUCCAAUGGCAGCUAGACCGUACGAUGCUAGACAAUCCCCUGCGUCGCCUCUUGAGCUCGAAGCCGUGUACGCCCUUUGGCCAUGCCUUGCGGAACAGCCCGUGGUAUUAGGAGUGGCAGGCGGGACGGCCUCUUUCGGAAUGCCCGCGACCGUCCUUAGACAAGUACCUAAUAGAUCGAGAGGGCGAGGUAAUCGAACGGCAGAGCAAGGAUGCUCACUUGACGGCGAUCAUACCCUUUACCACUCGCCAGGUCACGGGCUUACGGCACGCGGACAUCUCCUUAACGGCGCCCUUGUCGGAGCAACGUCUACUGUUCUAGUAUCGACGGGGGGUGUUUGGCCAUGGCCUUCGACAUUGCUGCACCCUUGUGGACCGCCCGUUCCGCCGUGGCGACGAGGAGUGUCCGUGCUUUGGUACGCUGACGUACCUGUCCGCCUCGCAGCGCAGAGUGAAGCGACGGCUCGAGGGGAACUUGAGGACGGAGGGGAGGUUUACGGUGGUGGACUACUAGUUAGGGGUGCAAGGGCUGAACCGCGCAAUCCAGAUCUUACGUCUAGUGGACCAGGCUCUGCGUCGGCGUUACUCUUCUACUUGCUUUAAUGCUCAUGCCUUAGAUGCGUAACCCUUCUCUACCUACCUUCUUACUAAUCUAUGACUUUCUUUCCUUCUACCCUAACCCUCUGUCCGCAAAGACAUUAAACUAAGUCUGCAAUGACAGAAAUCUACGGUCUGCAACGACGGA
Messenger RNA from Neohortaea acidophila, 1186 nucleotides. RefSeq lists its product as uncharacterized. The record is from RefSeq and is a predicted model, not a curated record. The transcript has a single exon. The coding region runs from base 310 to 1044 and encodes 244 amino acids. NCBI's taxonomy places the organism in Eukaryota, Fungi, Ascomycota, Dothideomycetes, Mycosphaerellales, Teratosphaeriaceae.